UCCCUCCUUGGCACGUGGGGAGCAACAGCACUGACCAACAUGGCCGCGUGCAGUGUGGAGGAGCUGCUGGCUAAAGCGGAGCGAGAGGAGGCCGAAAAACUGAAGAGCAUCUCGGUCCACAAAGAGCUGGACCUGGACUUUGACAUCGGGAACCUGCUGGCUUGCGACAGAAACCGCAUCGAGGCGCGGGACUUCAGGGAGCAGAAGAAAGAGGACUUCCUGCGGUCUUUAGCUCGAGACAACGCGCAGCUGCUCAUCAACGAGAUCUGGAAACAACCCACGGAGCGGGUCGAGGAGGCGAUAGUGGUCAAACUACCGGAGUCCGCCACCCCGCUGCCCAGAGAGAAACCACCCCCGAAACCAAAACCACCCACGAAAUGGGAAGAGUUCGCCAAGCUGAAGGGCAUUCAGAAGAAGAAGAAGACCAACUUGGUCUGGGAUGAAACCGCGAAGGAGUGGAAGAGGCGCUGGGGCUACAAGAGGGCCAAGGAUGACACCAAGGAGUGGCUCAUAGAGGUGCCGGAGACCGCAGACCCGAAUGAGGACCAGUUCGCCAAACGCGUAAAAGCCAAGAAGGAGCGGGUGGCCAAAAACGAGUUCAACCGGCUGAAGAACAUCGCCAGGGCGCAGAAGAUCAAAGUGCCAGGUGUGGGUCUGACCCCGGUGGCGCAGCAGUCCAAAGACGACCUGUCCAAGGCUGUGAGCGUGGCCAAGACCUCCACAGCGUCCGCGGGCCGGUUCCAGGACCGCCUGCCCAAAGAGAAACCACCGAGGAACACGGGCAAGAGGAGGAAGUUCGAGCCCCUCAUCGGCAACUUCGGCACCGAGAAGCAGAAGCAGCUGGAGCUUCUCAAACUCAUGGGCAGCAAGAAGCCCCGGUUGGACAUCACCAAGGCCGUCAACAAACAGAUGAGGGAGGAGGACCGAGAGGAGGCCGCGGCUAAAUACAAGAAGGGAGCCGGGAAGAAAGGACGCAAGGGCAACAUGUCGGGGAAAGGCAAAGGGAAAGGUGGGAAG
Molecule: messenger RNA, 1017 nt
Organism: Morone saxatilis (striped sea-bass)
Lineage: Eukaryota; Metazoa; Chordata; Actinopteri; Moronidae
Gene: rrs1
Product: ribosome biogenesis regulator 1 homolog
Exons: 1
Biological process (GO): ribosomal large subunit biogenesis; endonucleolytic cleavage in ITS1 to separate SSU-rRNA from 5.8S rRNA and LSU-rRNA from tricistronic rRNA transcript (SSU-rRNA, 5.8S rRNA, LSU-rRNA); ribosomal large subunit export from nucleus
Cellular component (GO): nucleus; nucleolus; preribosome, large subunit precursor
Molecular function (GO): protein binding
Source: RefSeq, a predicted model, not a curated record